GUACAGGAAGUUGUAUAGUUGCGUCGUUAUUUUCACUGGUUGUGGUGUUUUGUCUAACCAAAGAAAAUAAAUCUGACUCAUAUUAUUUAUUCUUUGCAGCGUUUCGUAUUCGCUCCAGCAAAAUGAAACACAACUCCAACGUUCCCGCGUUUCUCACCAAGCUGUGGACCCUUGUCGAGGAUUCGGAUACAAAUGAAUUUAUUUGCUGGAGCCAGGAAGGAAACAGUUUCCUUGUACUUGAUGAACAAAGGUUUGCGAAAGAGAUUCUCCCAAAGUUUUUCAAGCACAACAACAUGGCCAGUUUUGUCCGACAGCUCAACAUGUAUGGUUUCCGCAAAGUGAUGCACAUCGACACAGGCGUAGUGAAACAAGAGCGCGAUGGACCAGUUGAAUUCCAGCAUCCGUAUUUCAAACAUGGCCAAGAUGAUUUGUUAGAGAAUAUCAAAAGAAAGGUGUCCAAUGCACGGCCUGAGGAGAGCAAAAUUAAGCAAGAAGAUCUUUCCAAAAUUCUGACCAGUGUUCAGAAUGUGCAUGAGCAGCAAGAAAACAUGGAUGCUAGACUAGCUACACUGAAAAGAGAGAAUGAAAGUCUUUGGACAGAGCUGUCAGACCUCAGACAGAAGCAUGCACAGCAGCAGCAGGUCAUAAAGGAGCUGGUGCAGUUCAUCUUCACAUUGGUUCAGAAUAAUCGUUUGUUGAAUUUAAAACGCAAAAGGCCGCUUACACUGAACAGCAACGGAAAGAAGUCGAAAUUCAUUCACCAGAUCUUUGAAGAACCGAUGGAACACAGCAAACCUGCAGUGAAUGGACUCAAUGGAUUGAAGAGCACUUCCGACAUUUCUGAAGAUGUCGUUAUCUGUGACAUCACAGAUGAAGAUGCAGAAUUGACGGAUGGCGUACCGAUAGCAGCCGACCAAGGAGAUGGCGAAAUUCUAGAGGUUGCUUGUGAAAGCAGCUCGACGGUAAGAAACGACGGCACAAGCGGAAGCGUAACGCAUUCGACCGCUCCGCAAGAAGCAAUGCCCAAAAGCGUCUCUGACGUUUCGUCAAGCGCCCUGCAGCUGAACAAACCCUCAGCUCUAAGUUCAGAGGAUCCCGUGAAGCUCAUGGACUCCAUUCUCAGGGAAAAUGGAGCCAUUUCACAAAAUAUAAACCUUCUUGGCAAAGUUGAGCUGAUGGACUAUCUGGACAGCAUCGACUGCAGUCUGGAAGACUUCCAGGCCAUGCUGUAUGGAAAACAGUUCAGCAUUGACCCAGAUAUCAUACAGGAAGCCGUCUCUGAAACGAAGGAUAACGCCAGCAAAGGGAGGCCCGAGUCUGUCAACACCGAUAAGCGGCUCAUCCAGUACACCACCUGCCCUCUGCUGGCUUUCCUGGAUGGAUGCGCCCCUCUGGCCCCACCGGAUUCUCCGACCGAGAGCCCCGAGGAACCCGCAGACCUGCUGGCCGAGGCCGAGCCCCCUCGCAGCUCUCUCAUCCGCCUGGAGCCGCUCACGGAGGCCGAGGCGAGCGAGACCACGCUCUUCUAUCUGUGCGAACUGAACUCUGACCUGCACGGCGCCGACACGCCGCAGCUCGAUAUCUGAAAGCGAAACCGUUUCAUCGGCUUUUUCAUUCGCUGUAAAUAUUCAUCAAAAUGAUGACAUUCAUUUGCCAGAAUUUAUUUGGUACCGUCUGCCCGCGACAUUCCUUCCUUUUCGCAGAUGCUUCUAGUUAACGUUCACUAGCUAGUGUCCUUUCCGCGAUCUCUACUAGGAGGUUAGGCUUGCGGUUGUGUUGCCGUUUUAUUAUAGAGCAGUUCAGAAAAUGUUACAGCUGUCUUUUAUGUAUAUGGUAUAGAAGUGCCUGCCCGAUGUCCUAAUGUCACUGUGAGAUAGACGUGAAGACUUUUGGCUUUCGGUUAGUUCCAUAACGUUAGACAAUACACAGCGAUUCUCGUCACGGUGAGCUUUUCGUCGUUGUACAAGGCUUUGCGGUAGCAUUAAAGGAAUUCAAACAUC
This is a messenger RNA of Puntigrus tetrazona (Sumatra barb), 2000 nucleotides long. RefSeq names its product heat shock transcription factor 2 (gene hsf2). The transcript is spliced from 12 exons. Gene Ontology annotation, biological process: regulation of DNA-templated transcription. The record is from RefSeq and is a predicted model, not a curated record. NCBI's taxonomy places the organism in Eukaryota, Metazoa, Chordata, Actinopteri, Cypriniformes, Cyprinidae. Gene Ontology annotation, molecular function: DNA-binding transcription factor activity; sequence-specific DNA binding. The coding region runs from base 123 to 1586 and encodes 487 amino acids.